CUUUUGGCCCAUGAAUAAUAUUACAAUAUGGAGUACUAUCAUUAAGGCUGUUUCUCUCUCCUCCAUCCCAUCUCCGUCGCCCGGAAUUUCUCGCCGCCGUCGCCGUCCAAAACUUCUAGGAAAUCCCAGUUUCAGGAGUGAAGUUUUCAUCUUUUAUUCAGGAAGUUUGGCUGCCAGGAAAUAGUUUAAUUGAGAGCAAUGGGGAAAGCGUCGAGAGAUAAAAGAGAUAUUUACUAUAGGAAAGCCAAAGAGGAAGGAUGGCGUGCUCGGAGCGCCUUCAAACUGCUACAGAUUGAUGAGGAAUUUAACAUAUUCGAAGGGGUGAAGCGAGUAGUAGAUUUGUGUGCAGCACCAGGGAGCUGGAGUCAGGUUUUGAGUCGAAACCUCUAUCUCCCAGCAAAGCUCUCACCUAAUUCCAAUGAUAGUGAUCUACCACUUAUUGUUGCAAUCGAUCUCCAGCCUAUGGCUCCAAUAGAAGGUGUUAUUCAAGUUCAAGGGGAUAUUACCAAUGCUCGCACUGCUGAAACGGUCAUCAGACAUUUUGAUGGAGGCAAGGCCGAUCUUGUCGUGUGUGAUGGAGCACCUGAUGUAACUGGCCUACAUGACAUGGAUGAAUUUGUCCAGUCCCAACUCAUAUUGGCGGCGUUGACAAUAGUUACCCACAUUCUUAAGAGAGGUGGAAAGUUUAUCGCAAAAGUAUUUCGAGGGAAAGAUACUAGUCUCCUUUACUGUCAGUUGAAAUUAUUUUUCACGGAAGUAACAUUUGCAAAGCCAAAAAGCAGCCGCAAUUCAAGCAUAGAGGCUUUUGUGGUAUGUGAGAAUUACUCGCCUCCUGAUGGAUUCAACCACAAAGAUUUGCAUCUUCUCCUGGAGAAAAUUGGUAGUCCUUCUGGUGCUGACGAUCUAGAUUGCAGCAGCGGGUGGCUUGAAGGGCCUAACAAGGUGUAUAUCCCAUUUUUGGCGUGUGGUGACCUCAAUGGGUUCGACUCAGAUCGUUCAUAUCCACUUCCCAAGCGUGCAGAUGGGUCGUACCAGAGCUUAGAUCCUGUACAACCUCCUAUUGCGCCCCCGUACAAGCGAGCUCUGGAGAUGAAGAAGGCUUCCAGCCAUGGAGUUCAAGGUCUUGAAAAACUUUCCCUUGAUCCAUGAGAAACCUUCUUUGUUAGAUGAAAAUAUACAUGCAAUGAUGCAAAUACAAGUGGUUGCUGUAUGAUGGAUUUAAAUUAUUAGGCGGUGAUUCUUGAUAUUUUCUGGAAAUUUUGUACCAUCACAUGUAACUUAUUAGUAUUGUCAAUCUUUUCAAGAUUUUAGCC
Molecule: messenger RNA, 1313 nt
Organism: Salvia hispanica
Lineage: Eukaryota; Viridiplantae; Streptophyta; Magnoliopsida; Lamiales; Lamiaceae
Product: S-adenosyl-L-methionine-dependent methyltransferases superfamily protein
Biological process (GO): tRNA methylation; cytoplasmic translation
Cellular component (GO): cytoplasm
Molecular function (GO): tRNA methyltransferase activity
Source: RefSeq, a predicted model, not a curated record